This is a messenger RNA of Pisolithus orientalis, 489 nucleotides long. RefSeq lists its product as uncharacterized. The record is from RefSeq and is a predicted model, not a curated record. The transcript has 2 exons. The coding region runs from base 1 to 489 and encodes 162 amino acids. Lineage: Eukaryota; Fungi; Basidiomycota; Agaricomycetes; Boletales; Pisolithaceae.
AUGGAUUUUGUUGAUCAGGAUGUGUGGGAGCCUCAUGGAGAUCCUGCUGCACAAAGUGAUCAAUCAAAUGUCUCCAUGGCGAGUAAUGGCAGUGACCGAAUGCCAUCCCCUGAACAGCCACCUGCUGACUUCAAGACUGAGUUCCAUCCCCACAGCAAUACCCCAUCGCUUUUCCAGUUGCAAGAAGAAUUUGGUCAGCAUGCUACUGCUACGAUGGCCCCCAAUCCACACCCAUGGCACCCAUUUAUCGAGGAGGGCGACUACUUGUUUGCUGAAAUAGCGUUGCAAGCAGGCCUCAAUGCAUUGCAGAUCAAUGGGCUGCUUUCCCUCAUUUCAUGCAUCAUCCAAGGAAAGGCAAAUGUUACCUUGCAGAAUGAUGUUGACCUUCAACAUGCAUGGGACAGGGCAGCCAUGCAGGUGACACCAGUACAUUCUUUCUCUUCAUACACUGUGAGCUUCUGUGCAUUCAUCCACAAGCUUCUACUCUAG